This is a messenger RNA of Meloidogyne enterolobii, 1029 nucleotides long. The record is from the annotation of a GenBank genome assembly. NCBI's taxonomy places the organism in Eukaryota, Metazoa, Nematoda, Chromadorea, Rhabditida, Meloidogynidae.
UCAACUCCAAAAUGGGUAAAAACAACUGUUUCAUAAACAUAACAGUUCUGAACUUCAGUGGUACUCCAUGCAAUUCCUAUGGGCCAGAUAUUCCAACCAACCUCCAAGCUAUUAUUUGUGGCUCUUAAUGUACCAUUUUUCUGAACUAACCUGCCAGCUUGGGAUAUAUUAGACUCUUUCAUUUUAUUACAUACAGAAAUUGGUACAUUCACAUUUUCUGUAGUGAUUUCUUCCAUUUGAGAGCCAAAUAAGCCUAGUCUUCUCGAUAUUUUACUUUUAACACAUUUACAAACGGUUGCCGGUGUUUUGUACUCUAAUGUAUUUGCUCUAUAUACAUUUAGGCUUAAAGGAACAGGUGCUUCCGUUGGCUGCCAAUUAGGACAAACUGGAUCGUCCGGAAACUUCCAUAAAGAUUUUGGAGCCUCAUUUAAGCAAAUCAUUGGAUUAUGAGCUAAAGUUCCACUAAAAACUGACAAUAAUGCAAUUAAAGCAAGAAGAAGCGGACUAAUAACUCUAACAGACGGACUCGAUCUUCGCCCAAAUCUAACACGUCUACUGCCGGAAGAUCUACUGCUAUCUCUCGAAUUUGAGGUAUAUUGAUUGUUAUUAUAAUUUCUAUAGUUAUUACGUCCCUGACUUCCAGAUUGCUCAUAAUUGUUUUGGCGAUAAUUCGGAUUACUGUAGUUGUUUCUAUGACCUCCAUUGUAAUUGGGAUUGUAAUUUGGCCUGUUUUGAUUAUAUCUCUGUCUAUUAUCAUAAUUUCUCGCGUUAUAGUUAUUUCGCGGAUUAUAAUUAUUAUUCCUCCUAUAGUUUUUAUUAAGGUUCCCUUGAUUCUCAGGACAGUUACGUGCUAUGUGACCUGGACGCCUACAACUAUAACAAGUAAUGACUUCAGGUGUAUUUUUAGCAAUUGAUAAGGCAUCUACUUUUUCAGCGAGGUCCGCAAUGUUAAUGUUGGCACGUUUUCUAUCUCCCAACAAAAGCUCAAAGUGCUGCGCCAAUUCAUAAGCUGAGACGUAAUCCGUAGGC